Pseudophryne corroboree (corroboree frog) is the source of this 5258-nucleotide messenger RNA. RefSeq names its product membrane bound O-acyltransferase domain containing 7 (gene MBOAT7). NCBI's taxonomy places the organism in Eukaryota, Metazoa, Chordata, Amphibia, Anura, Myobatrachidae. The transcript has 8 exons. The record is from RefSeq and is a predicted model, not a curated record. Gene Ontology annotation, molecular function: lysophospholipid acyltransferase activity. Gene Ontology annotation, cellular component: mitochondria-associated endoplasmic reticulum membrane contact site; membrane. Gene Ontology annotation, biological process: phosphatidylinositol biosynthetic process; lipid modification. The coding region runs from base 164 to 1555 and encodes 463 amino acids.
GGUGGGGCGGAUGAGGUCACUAGGAAGAGACUCGCAUCGCAGGGACAGAGGGGACAGUCUGAACAUUUCCUUGUUACAUUGUAUUGCUGAUGAAUGGUUCAGUGUACCACAGUCAGUCUGCUGCAGCUGUGUUAUCUAAGCACUGAUCCUAAGGAGAGUGACCAUGUCCCCUGAUGAACUAACCUAUCUGGCUAUAUUGCUGUGUUCUGUACCGGUUGGUUUUUUCUUCAAGAAUGCAAGUCCACGUGUGAAACAGUGGGGAGGGUCAACUGUGGGACUGUUGCUUACUCUGGUGACUUGUAACAUCCACACCCUCCAUUCCACUAUUACCAUCCUCUGUACAUGGAUCAUUGUAAAAAUGUCACCCAGAGCCUGCCACUUCUUGGUACUGGGUUGGACCUUCAUCUACCUGCUCUUCUUCCGCACAGUGACUUAUUUUGACCUUCCUGCACCCACCCCGUUCACGAAUGCAAUACAGUUGAUUUUAACUCUGAAGCUGGUGAGCUUCGCAAAUGAGGUGCAAGAAUUUAGCAGAGCCAAAAAACAGGAUGUGGCAUCAUUUUCAAAUCACUCGACCGUUGGUACAAUUACCAAGAUCCCAAGUCUGAUUGAAGUUUUCAUGUAUAGUUAUUGCUAUAUUGGGCUUAUGACCGGUCCCUUCUAUCGGUAUAAAACUUACCAUGACUGGCUACACCAAAUUAACUCUCAAGACAUCCCGAGCUGGAAGCCCAUGGUAAUUCGGCUGAAGCCGGCUCCAGUAUUUGGUGUUCUGUUCCUUAUUGUUUCACAUUACUUCCCUCUGGAUUAUGUGAAGAUGGAUGAGUUCUAUGAUUGCACCUUCCUCUAUCGCCUAUUCUAUAUGGUUCCCAUAUUCUUUGUUUUCCGCAUGCGAUUUUAUGUGGCCUGGAUAUUUGCGGAAUGUGGGUGUAUUGCUGCGGCUUUUGGUGCCUAUCCCAUUGCAGCCAAGUCUCGUUCUGGCGGGGGACCAACUGUGGAAUAUGCUCCACUGGAGAGACGUGCUGACGGAUCCAAAGUGAACAUAGAGUAUGACUACGAGACGAUAAAGAACAUUGACUGCUACGGAGCAGAUUUUUGUGUGAAGGUGAAAGAUGGGAUGCGCUGCUGGAACAUGACUGUACAGUGGUGGCUGGCGCAGUACAUUUACAAGAAUUCCCCCAUCAAGUCCUUUGUGUUUGGGAGUGCUUGGACCAUGCUGAUCAGUGCCUACUGGCAUGGAGUCCACCCUGGUUAUUAUCUGAGUUUCCUGACCAUCCCAAUGUGCCUGGCAUCAGAAGGGGCGAUGGAUGCCGGCUUGAGGCGCCGGCUUUCAGAUUCCGGCAAGCUGGUGUUUGAUUGGGUGCACUGGUUCCUGAAAAUGAGAGCUUAUGACUACAUGUGUAUGGGAUUUGUCCUGCUCACCUUCUCCGACACUGUACGAUAUUGGCGCUCCAUUUAUUUCUCUAUUCACGUGCUGGCUGUGUUCUUCCUCAUCUUGGGCAGGGUGCUGGCAGUGAUGACUCCUCAGGUACCCAGGAAGAGCAAAGAAGAAAAAUAGGAAUUGAAAAGGGAUGAAUAGGCUGCAACUAGAUGCAAGACCCCUGUUCAGUGUGAUGUUUACAUGGAUGUAUCGGCAAGCCAUAGAGCUGCUGUGCUUGUGCUAAACUGGAUGUUAUGAAUGGGACAUGUUCUGUGCUUCAAAUGCUGGACUGUGAAAGACCUUUAAUUUUAUGUAGUAGAAAUAGGGAGUUCUGUUUCCACUGAACUAAGUGUACUCCCUCUCCUCUCCUUAUGACCCACACCGCUCCCUUGCCACCAAAAGGUUGUCCGUUCGCUUCUGACCUAUCUUUUUACUUCUGUUUCAGCCAUAAUCAUGUGCGUAUACUUGUGAUCUUCCAGUGCGUACGUGCCUGCUACAUACAUUUUUGGUAAUACACUAUCGAUAGGUGAGGUUGCCAUAAAUGCUCUUUCUCAAAUACCACAUAUAUUCUUUUAUCUAUUUGUAUUUAGCAAUUUACUUUCUAGCAUUGAGUGGCUGUACGUACAACGUUGUCUUUGUCACUUGGCAGCAGGUUUGGUAACCGGCACAGUUGCAGACUGAGAUAUAAAUUUUUCAUGGUAGUGUAGAUCACGAAAUGACAUCCUGUAGAGUCCGUUGAAACCAUAAUUGUUGCUAGCCAUAUGUCACUGAUCAACACCUUUGUCACAAUAGCCAAUAGCAGUCUAGGUUGUGUCUUUUUUACACUGCCUCCUCCAUAAUCCAAAUAUGGGCUCCCUCCACAAGACCGACCUUUUCCAUUGCCUUAAACUGAUUGCUAGGACCUGACUGCUCCAAGCACAAUUGGAUGUGUCCCCAAGCGACAAUAUUGGAUGGGUUUCAUUCUCCUGUGCAGCGAGCUCACAAAAUGAUUGGAGUCAAUCAGAUGCUGUUUUUUGAUUUGCAUGUUCCAAAAUGCACCAAUUUUUAAAAUGCCAAUCCUUAUCUCUAGCACUGUAACUUGUUGAAAUCAGGAAAAUGUUUUAUACCCAUAAUGUUUGAAUUUUAAGGGAGUGUUAAAGUGUAAUAGAACAAAACUUCCUAGUAAUCUAUGUAAUUAAGAAAUGAUUUAUAUUCAAAAUUGAAUUAGGGGUCUAUUUAUGAAGCAGUGAAAAGAGUGGGGAAGUGGAAACCAAUUAGCUGCUACAUAUAAUUGUAUAGAAUGCAUGCGACAAAUGUUACUUAAAAACUGAUUGUCGUGGGUAACAUCUCCACUGGCUCACUUCUCCACUCUUUUCACUGCUUCAUGAAUAGACCCCUUAAUUUUACUAAAUAUGAAAGAUUGGAUUGGCAUUUUCCCAACAAAAAAAGCAUUUUUCUAAAAACCUUUUCCAAUUGUGGUUUCCCUGCAACCACUAGCCGGAAAAGUCAUGUGAUGUAUGAUUGACCAAUCUCAUCUUUUUAUGCAACUGUCUCAGUAGCCAAUGUAAAGUCAGCUUUCAGUUUUGUGUAACACAAGUAUUUGCUACAGCAUUUCUUAAAGUGUUUGUUUCGCCACACACUGUGGCUGAAGCUAUGUAGUGUGAUGAACUAAUAUUCAGCCUAUACCUUCACGAGGAGCUAGUGUCAUUGCUGAGGAAAUUGUUAUUAUUUCCUAGUGAACAAAUAAGCCGCAUUGUCAUGAAUGAUUGACACAAGAUGGCUGCCCUCACUGUGCAAAAGCGACCAGUGCACUUUAACCAGGUUAAUAUUCUAUACAGCAUCUGCUUUUUACAGUAUGCUCUUAGAUAACGUCACUUGUACUCAGACAAUUGUCACGUUGCCAAUUACUUUGGGAAGUUUUGCUUAUGUUGCUGAACAUUAUUUCUCAGGUACAGUCUUCAUUCCCAUUCAUAUUACAGGCUGAAAACUUGCCACGUUAGGGCUGAGAGACACAGGUGUUACUGUGAGUGCCGUUGUAUUUCACAUUUGCGACUUUAUUUUGCAAGCUGCAGUUGAAAGGACAGGAAGAACAUUCUAACUACAUAGCUUGCAAUCAUUAGGGGGACAUUCACAGGCCCUCCACCUUUGCUACAUCCAACAAUUAUCAGCCAAUUUGUUUGGCUACCCAUAGGCCGUCGCUUGCCUUGCUUAAUUGAAAGAGGGGUUUUAGCCUUGAUAUACGGUCCUUAGGUUGACCUUACUUAGGUCGACAGUCAUUAGGUCGACCAAUAUUGGUCAACUCGCACUAGGUCGACACAUGGAAAGGUCGACAUGAGUUUUUCACAAUUUUUUUUUCAUUUUUCUGAGUUUUUUUCAUACUUUACGAUCCAUGUGUAAAACGAAUGGGAAUAGUAACCUGUGGCGAGCAGAGCGAGGCACCUUGCCCGAAGCAUGACGAGCCAUGCGCAGGGACACGGUGCACUAAUUGGGGUUCUUGGUCACUUUACGAAGAAAACGUAAAAAAAAAAGCAUGUCAACCUUUUUCCAUGUCGACCUGCCGACUAUGUCGACCUUUUCCAGGUGUCGACCUAGUGCCUGUCAAUCUAAUGAGUGCCAACCUAUAUAGGGUCGACCCAACAAAUCCAUUCAUUAGCCUUACAUUUCUCACAGGUAUUAUUACUGCAUCUGACCAGCAGAGGUCCCUGUUGAUCGUACAUAUCUUGAUUCUGCUCAAUAGAGCAAAUAGUGGGGAUUCUCAGUUCACUGACCACACCUAAGUACUAAUACAGGAAAGAGUACGAGAUAUGAUAUUUUAAAAUAGAUUUUCUAUCGCAGCAGUACCAGUUACUCUUUAGAAGGAGUUGGUGCAGUGUAUUCAGUACACAACACACACACACAUGUAUAUAUGUAUGUGUGUGUGUGUAUAUAUAUAUAUAUAUAUAUAUAUACAUACAUACAUACAUACAUACAUACAUACAUACAUACAUACAUACAUACAUACAUACAGGUUGAGUAUCCCAUAUCCAAAUAUUCCGAAAUACGGAAUUUUUUGAGUGAGCGUGAAAUAGUGAAACCUUUGUUUUCUGAUGGCUCAGUGUAAACAAACUUUGCUCAAUACACAACGUUAUUACAAAUAUUGUAUUAAAUGACCUUCAGGCUGUGUGUAUAAGGUGUAUAUGAAACAUAAAUUAAUUGUGUGAAUGUACACACACUUUGUUUAAUGCACAAAGCUAUAAAAAAUAUUGGCUAAAAUAACCUUCACGCGGUGAGUAUAAGGUAUAUAUGAAACAUAAAUGCAUUCUGUGCUUAGAUUUAGGUCCCAUCGCCAUGAUCUCUAAUUAUGGUAUGCAAUUAUUCCAAAAUACGGAAUAAUCCGAUAUCCAAAAUACUUCUGGUCCCAAGCAUUUUGGAUAAGGGAUACUCAACCUGUAUAUAUAAAAAAAAAAUUAUAAACAUUUUUUGAGUGUUUAUCCAAAGCAAUUACAGUACUCAUACAGUAUUUACCCCCAUUUUUACAGCUCCCACCAAAGACAAGUGUAUGCAAGCAAAGGGUAUUCUUUGCACGCCAAUGUUCGUGCAUUUUCCUGAUGAAUGAACCGUUUUGCGUUUUUCUUUAAUGCUUGUUGAGAUGUGUGCCAGUGGAUUUAUCUGUAUAGGUUUGGUUUGUGCCUCUGUACCUUCAUCCUGUGCAGGGAUGGUCAGAAGAAAAGAGAAGGAUGAACUCUGGAUAAUUUGGUGUGACAUUUCAAAUAAUACUUGGAAUUUGUUGAGGGUUUAAGGCAUUACAAUCUUUUGUUUUGCACAUUUAUCAUUUUUAUAUAAAAAAUAAAUCAAUAAACAAUGUAUUUUGAAAUCUGACAAA